CUCACUGCCUGAUAAGGGGAACACCUAUCAGUGGAACCUCAACAAUCUGGAGGCAACAAUCAAGGGAACCACAACACUCUUGAGGCAACAAUCUCAAAAUCUGUUUAUCAUGGAUGGUUGCUUUUUCAGAAAGACACCGAAUGGGAUCUAUCUUUGCUUCAUUGUUUUACUAGUAAAAAUAUCUGGGGGAGAAACUCUCAACUUCUCCGAUUUACCUGCAACGGGCAACGUAAAAGAAAAUGCACCUUCUGGGACCCUGGUGCAUGAUUUUGGAGUCACCUUAACGCCACAUCUGUUGCCAAACAUUUCAAUACCGCCUGAGUAUCCUUUAAUCGUCAAUUCAAAUCCACUCACACAAGCUUUCCGGAUCAACCCCGUAUCUCCACUCCGCUAUCAGGUGGUUACCACAGGAGACCCCGUUAUAGAUUAUGAAACGAUGCCCCAUGCCUUUGACCUGCAGAUCCUUGUUGCUGAUUCUGCAGGAGCCAUGGAGCUACAGGUUCUGACCAUCCAAGUGAUCGAUGUGAAUGAACCACCGGUGUUUCAAGGCAACUUGGCAAAUCAAACCGUCAUCAUCUACAUCUUGGAAACGGCAGAACCAGGAGAUAUUUAUCAAGUUUACGCAGGGGAUCCUGAAACAACAUCCCCUAGGAGAGUUGAGUUUUCUCUGAGUCCAGAUUCCACAUUCUUUUCCAUUUCUCCAACUGGGACCAUUUCUACUUUGAAGAAAUUUGAUUUUGAGAAAGAUCUACCGAGCUACACAUUAAAUGUUACCAUAACAGAUGACCUUCGGGUUAGCAUUAGGAGAAUCCUGAUGGUCAAUAUCAUAAAUGAGAACGAUGAACUUCCUUACUUCACCACGAAAGAGAAAGUUUUCAAGAUUCGUGAAGAAGCAGCACCGGGAACAUUUGUUGCUAAUAUAACAGCUAAGGAUCCCGAUGGCGAAGAUUUUAUUCUUAGCCUUCACUAUAGCAUGGGGGUUCCUGAAGGGAUCCCUAAAUUUUACAUCAACCCGAUGACUGGUACGGUCUUGGUGUCUGCUCGGCUAGAUCGUGAUGCUUCCCCCCUCAGAACCCAUCCUAAUAUUUCUUUGACCAUCCGUGUUGAGGAUAGCCCUACCCAUGAAAGGACUGCUGAAACUGAGAUUUUCAUUUUUGUCGAAGAUAUCAAUGACCUUCCGCCCAAAUGCAGAGAAUACAAUGACAGGGUGGUAAUUCCUGAAACGGCUUCCCCUGGACUUGAAAUGAUCAAUUUGAAGAAUUUUUGCGAAGAUGAAGAUGCUGAAUCUCCACACAAUUUGUUUAACUUCACUGAACUAUCUGGAAUUGGAAGUAAUAAAUUUACCCAGGAUCCUCCACACUCCGGAAGAAUUAAGCUUAUAGGAAAUGUAGACUUGGAAAACACAACAGAUGGAAGUGUGCAGAGACAAUAUAUUCUGAAUACUGUCAUCCAGGAUGUUUCUGAGCCUUACUUCCCUGAACUAAUCUACAUUUACAUCAACAUUCAGCCGGAAAAUGAGUUUGAUCCAGUCUUCAAUAGCUCUUUAUACAUUUUUAAUGUCUCUGAAAUGAUGUCACCAAAUUCCCCUAUAGGAGCAGUCCUAGCUACUGACGACGAUUUGCCUCCUACUGGGAUUUCUUACUCCAUUUUGUCUGGAGAGAGUGGUGGGGGUGUCACAGACUUAUUCAUAAUCAAUCCCCAGUUGGGCAUUUUGAAGAACACAAAGAGAUUAGACUAUGAAACACAGCAAGUGCACACUCUCAAAGUGGAAGCUUCUGACAACGAUGGCAAUACUGGAACUUCCUCCGUGAUAAUAAAUGUUCUUGAAGCAAAUGAUGAACCACCAAUAUGCACACCUGAUGGACAGUUGCUGGAAGUGCCAGUGGAUCUAAGCCUGGGCAUUAUUAAUAGUUUCAGUAUUACUUGCGUGGAUCGGGAUUCAAGUCCGAACUCAUUCCGAUACACUCUCACGUCAGGUAACGUGAAUAACCAUUUUGACUUCUCACCAAAGGCUGGUUCCAAUAUCUCCAGAUUGGUCCUGAUCAACCCAUUUGAUUAUAUGUCGGGAAUGGACACAGUUUGGGAAUAUCGGCUGUUGGUUUCAAUAACAGAUGAUAAUCUGUUAACAAGUUCUGAAAGAACCUCAGUCCAUGUUGAAAACGGCACAGUCAAACUAACCGUUCGAGUUAUUCCAGAUCCAACUACCGUGAUUCCUACAACCCCUGGUGUUACCAUUGUGACCAGCAAAGAAAACGUCUAUGCUGUGUCGGCUUGGUAUGUGCCAUUCUUCAUAUUCCUUGGCAGUUUAUUGUUGCUCGGAUUGCUUGGAUACCUAACCGUUUUGCUGGCGAAAUACCUCCGUUCCUGUUGCCCACCAAGACCCAAACCGGACACAAAGCCACUGUUGCACGUGCCAGAUCCUGAAAUGACCAACUUAAAUCCUGUCUUUGAUGGGGAAGCCAUAGACCCAGUCACCGGCAAAGUGUAUGAAUACAACUCAAAAUCCGGGGCGCGAAGAUGGAAAGACACCAACGUGCUUUCCAAGACCGAAGGGAAGGACUCCGUUGUGCAAAUAACAACUCCCCCCAAGAGUGGUGAAGGCAAUCUGUCUAAAGCAGAGGCUACCACUACUAGUGGCGGGGAAGGGAAUCUCAAACAGAAGCCGAGAUCUCCAAAAAGUGGUGAAAAGGAUCUACCCAAAGCAGAGGCUGAAUCUGGGGGUAGUCAAGGAGAUCUUAAGCAGAAGACACCUCCAAAGAAUGGUCAGACGGGUGACCUAGUCCGAACAGAUGAUGCAACCAGAAGACAAAAUCAACUGGAAUCAGCAGCCUUAGACAAAAAAAUGGGAAGUCUCCCAAAUGGCAACGUAAAACUGCAGAAGGGAAAGGAAGAACCUCUGCGUAACCAAUCACCUUCCCCCACUCCCCAACGCAGGUCUCCCAUCCCCUCUCCCAAAAUAUAUCCAAAAUACCAAAAUCAGUCUUAAAAACAAGGUCUGGGCUUAAUAUGUCUUUAACCCAGAGAAUAGAA
This is a messenger RNA of Protobothrops mucrosquamatus (brown spotted pit viper), 3030 nucleotides long. RefSeq names its product cadherin related family member 3 (gene CDHR3). Gene Ontology annotation, biological process: homophilic cell-cell adhesion; cell morphogenesis; adherens junction organization. The transcript is spliced from 19 exons. The record is from RefSeq and is a predicted model, not a curated record. Bases 110 to 2986 code for a protein of 958 amino acids. Gene Ontology annotation, cellular component: adherens junction; membrane; axon terminus. Gene Ontology annotation, molecular function: calcium ion binding; cadherin binding. NCBI's taxonomy places the organism in Eukaryota, Metazoa, Chordata, Lepidosauria, Squamata, Viperidae.